This is a messenger RNA of Blepharisma stoltei, 1540 nucleotides long. The record is from the annotation of a GenBank genome assembly. NCBI's taxonomy places the organism in Eukaryota, Ciliophora, Heterotrichea, Heterotrichida, Blepharismidae.
AUGGCCAAGAAAUCUGACUUAAAGAGCACGAUUGAGUGGAUUGAUUCGUAUUCCAAUAAAUGUGCCCAAAUUCUUAGUAGGUCUUCGUAUUCUUCUCGUUAUCAUUCUCAUAGAAAUUCAACCGCCUCUACAAUUGAACAGCAAAUAUCAACAUAUAGAGAAUUAUGCUCAUCAUGCCCACAUACAGCUCAGCCAUCUCCUAACUUAAACCUUUGUUAAUAAGAAAGGUUUUUUACUAGGGUUAAUUUUUUUCUUAACUAUUAAUAAAUUUUUUUCGGAUUAUUAAAAUGAAAAAAUCUAAUUAUAAAAUUAAUGCUUUAGGAUGAAAGGUGAAAGGAAUUUAAAAUUCCAUAGCAUUAGCUUGAAAUUUCAUUAUAAUCAUUGAUUAUUUGGAAAAUAUUUUAUUUAUAAAUUUCUCUGCCCAACUCAUUCCAAGUACGGGAAUUUUCUAAUACUUUGUUUGUUAAUCAAUGGGAGUAAGAGUUACUCUGCUCGAAAGCUCUCCCCAAAUUCGUUUUUGCAAUCUUGCUGUGAAAUUUCUAUUGAUUAUAUUGAAGAAAAUGAGCCAGAAAUCAAUUCUCAUAAAUCUGAAAUAAAAAGGCUGAAACAUAAGAAAAAAUCAAUAGAUGAAAAAUUUGAUAAUGAAAUCUCAGAAAUACUGAGAGAAAAUACUACCCUAGAAGGAAAAUUACAAGAGCUUAUAAAUAAAUUGCAGUUUGAACAAUUCAUCCCAAUUUUCGAAGAAGAAAUGAAUACUUUUGAGCUGAAAAAUCAAAAAAUAAGCAGCCAAAACAUAGAAAUUAUUAAUAAUUUUGAUUCAGAAGACAGAAAAAUAGCAAAUAAAAAAUUGAAAGCUAUAAUAAAGAAUCUAGCAGAAGAAUCAAAAUCAGCAAGCGAAUUAAUAAAGAACAUGAAGUCAAUUCAACGAAAAUCUGAUAUGAGUGUUAGAUGUUUAAGCGCUCUAGCAAAUAAAAAUGCGGAAAUGGAAAAUGAAAUUGAAAAUCACGAAAAUAAAAUAAAAAAUUUCGAGCGGCAAAUUAAAGAAUUGAAUAAAAAAAUGGUCGAAGUAGAAGAUAUUAAUAGAAACCUGGAAGAAAAGUUUAAAAUUACGAAUGAAAAUAAAGAAAAAAUUAAAAAGAAAGUCUGGAGCUUAAGAGAACAAGAGCUAGUUAGACAGGAUACACCUAGAAUUGAUGCAAGUCAUAAUGGAAAACCUACAAAACAAGGCAUCAGAAUUUUAAAAGAAUUGCAAAGUGAAUUAAAAUCGCAAAAAGAGUUCAAGCUCCUUGAAUUAACAAAUUUAUUACUUCCAGAAUUGUCUAAGCUUUAUAGCAGCCUACACAAAGUUAAUGAAAAGCAGUCAAAACUAGAAAAAACAGCCCUAAAAUUAAAAAUCCCCUUAUCUAAAGCCUCUAAUAAAUCAGGAUCUCCGCCAUCAGCAAAACCGCUUAAAUCACGAUACCCCUUAUCGAAUCCAGAGUCCCCUAAUGCCAAACCUCAGAAGCGAUACACAAUUUUUAGUUUUUGUAAAGAAACUUAA